AACACUGGUGCCAAAUCAAAACAAAAAUGUUGCGUGUUUUGCCAAACUCCUGGAAAAUAUCAAAAUAUGCAACAGGUUGGGCGCCACAGGUGCUCCGCUUCGCCAGCGGAGGAGCAAGUGAUCUGGUCCUGGUCAAGGAGGAGCAGGGGGUACGGGAGAUAACGCUUAAUCACCCAAAAACCCUGAACUCCCUGUCGCUAGAGAUGAUGUCUGCCCUUCAGGAGGCUCUGGUCAAAGAUAAGGAUAAUGUGGACCUGAGAUGUGUGGUUCUGACGGCCCAGGGAAAGAUCUGGUCGGCGGGUCACAACCUCAAGGAGCUGCACAACGACCCACAGAUACAGGCCUGCGUUUUUCAGAAGCUCACCGACGUUAUAAACGACAUCCAAAAGCUACCGGUGCCUGUGAUAGGAAAGGUCAAUGGUUAUGCGGCUGCUGCGGGCUGCCAACUGGUGGUCUCAUGUGACAUGGUGGUCUGCUCCAAGACAAGCAAGUUCUCUACCCCGGGAGCUGGCGUUGGAGUUUUCUGCUCCACUCCCGGCGUGGCCGUUGCCCGCAUCAUGUCGCGUCCCAAGUCCGCCUAUAUGCUAAUGACUGGUCUUCCAGUUACUGGCGAAGAAGCCUACAUAUCGGGAAUGGUCACCAAAGCAGUUCCAGCAGAGGAUCUGGAUAAGGAGAUCGAGGAAAUCACAAACGCCAUCAAGGCCAAGAGUCGGGCCGUCAUCUCUCUGGGCAAGGAGUUCUACUACAAGCAGCUGGCCAUGUCCCAGGCGGAAGCCUUUGCUGCUGCCCAGGAGAAGAUGUGCGAGAACUUCCAGCUGGGCGACACCAAAGAGGGCAUCGCCAGCUUCUUCGAGAAGCGCCCACCCAACUGGAAGCACCAGUAACCGCAACUAUCAAUGGAAGACUAUGAAAUAAAAUUUGCCAAAUGUGCAUUUAUACUUUUAAGCUAUGUAUGUCUGAU
Drosophila subpulchrella is the source of this 961-nucleotide messenger RNA. RefSeq names its product enoyl-CoA hydratase domain-containing protein 3, mitochondrial. The transcript is spliced from 2 exons. Bases 27 to 884 code for a protein of 285 amino acids. The record is from RefSeq and is a predicted model, not a curated record. Gene Ontology annotation, molecular function: hydro-lyase activity. Gene Ontology annotation, cellular component: mitochondrion. Lineage: Eukaryota; Metazoa; Arthropoda; Insecta; Diptera; Drosophilidae.